Molecule: messenger RNA, 1380 nt
Organism: Zygosaccharomyces rouxii
Lineage: Eukaryota; Fungi; Ascomycota; Saccharomycetes; Saccharomycetales; Saccharomycetaceae
Gene: THP1
Product: Thp1p
Exons: 1
Coding region: 1-1380 (459 amino acids)
Biological process (GO): transcription elongation by RNA polymerase II; poly(A)+ mRNA export from nucleus; post-transcriptional tethering of RNA polymerase II gene DNA at nuclear periphery
Cellular component (GO): transcription export complex 2
Molecular function (GO): RNA binding; double-stranded DNA binding
Source: RefSeq, a predicted model, not a curated record
AUGAAUUAUUCAUUAGCUCAAUUUUUGAAAGAUGUGGCUGCUGGUAACUACAAUGUGAUUUCCAUCGAUCUAAAGAAUAAUGGGAUGGUUUUAGCGUCGUUACAGAAUGAAUUGAACAGGGGACCCAAAAGUCGACAUGAUGAUAAGUCGUUAGAGAAAUUAAUCGAGUCUCAUAAAUUUCAUGGUGGUAACUGGACUCGUUUCAACAUUUUAUUGGUGUCAUUUCUACAGUACUGUAGAGAUGUGGAUCCAUGGUCACUUUGGAAAAGUUGUGAUUUAAUCUUCAAUUUUUAUCAAAAUUUGAACAACUGCUUGUUGAACGAUAGUUACCCCAUAGACAAUUUAGUUCCACUUUUUAGGUCUCACACUGAGUACGUGAUACCACUAGCUAAAAGAUUGGACAGUAAUUAUCUUAUAAUUGGGACCAAGAGACACCAGUUACUCUCAUUUAUAUCUUCAGUGAUAUCAAGACUAUUCAACAGCAUAAAAAAAUUGGAAAAUGCUGAUACGAUACCUGCUAAACAAACCAUAUUGAUGUACAUUGUCAAUAAGAUUAACAACAUUUAUUUCCAAAUCGAUUCACCACAAUUAUGUUCCAAUAUAUUCAAAAAUUUCAGACCAAAGAGCAUGGCACCAUUUCGUGAGUAUCCUAUAAAGGAACAAAUUGAAUACCGAUACCUUCUGGGACGCUACUACUUACUCAACAACAUGGUUACAAAUGCCUUUGUACAAUUGAAUAGUGCCUAUAGACAACUAGCACUUGUGCUGGACUGCGUACAUCCCGAUUACAUCCCACAAUUGCGUCGAAAUUUGGUAAGAAUUCUCAUAUAUCUGGUGCCUACAGGACUAAUGAUUGGUAAAUUACCAAGAUUGAAUUUAAUAAGAAGCCUCAAUGCCACGAUAGCUGACAGGUAUUCAGAAUUGGCUCGUCACGUUAGAGGUGGUUCCAUAAAGGGACUCAAUGGGUGGUUACAAACACACGAAAGCGAGCUACGCAAGCAUGAUCUUCUACUAGUGCUUCUAGAGAAAUUGCCCAUGAUCACAUACAGAUACUUGAUCAGAUCCGUGGUGCAGACGUUUGUUACUACGCAAGAUUCAGGAAGGUUGCCCUAUAAUGUUGUGGAAACAGCCAUGAGGGUAUCUAUAGGGCCUAUAGAGCAACCAUUGACAUGCUAUAACGCAAUACAUGAUCCCAAAAAUCUAGAAAAUGUUCUAGUAACUCUUAUAAACUUGGGAUUAUUAAGAGGUAACUGUUUCCCACUGUUAAGAACCUGUGUUGUCAAAAAGACCCACCAAACACAGGAAAUUUUGCCCCCUAUACAAGAUAGGGUGGUUCAAGCGUUCCCUCUGAACUCUGACGAUGCCUGGUUAGACGGUUGA